AUGGAGGUUGAAUGGGUUGACAAGGUGCUGCUUCAAUCAGACAAGUCCUUGGCAUUAGGUUAUUUGAGAGUUGCUUUUUAUUUGGACAAAUUUUAUGGAGAUAAGAUUCAUAAAUGGCCUCAGCAUGCAUUUGCAAGGAAAGUGCAAAGGCUGGAAUUGAACCUGUUUCCAGAUGAUGGCCCGCCUUCUUCUCGAGAAUCAUAUACUUUCCAUUAUGAACUUUUUCGCCUUAGCAGUGGUAAAUCUCAACCUGGUUACUCUGAAAUCCGUCAUCAUUCACAGAUUGGCUUCAAGUCCCUUAGAGCAUUGAGUUUGAAAAGUCUGAAUGUAACUGGGGAGGUACUGGAAUUCUUCUUGAUCAAUUGUCCAUUUCUUGAGCGCCUGGUAGUGGAGGCCUCUUCAGUUUUGAUCAACCUUCGAGUUUGUGGUCCAUCUAUUGCCUUGAAAUAUCUGGAGGUAUGCUACUGUUUGAGGUUGCAAUCCAUUAUUGUCAACGACACAAAUUUAGUCUCCCUUAAAACUGCUGCAGCACACCAUCUUGUACUUCAGAAUGUCCCCAUGCUUGUGAAUGUAUGGGUUUCUGGGGAUUCCCUUAACUUGGUCAGGGAUGUUGUUUCUUGGCUUUCUUGCUGCUUGUCAAAACUAGAGGUUCUUACUUUACGUGCCAAUACGCUUCACAUUUCACAGGAAAAAGGAAUUGUUCGUGAGCUUCCUCAACUUACUAAUCUGAAGGAGUUCGUCUUAAUAGCCUUUGCAUCAAAAGAUGACAGUUUGAUUGGAUUUACUUCUUUGAUCAGGGCUUCGCCCAACUUGGAGAAGUUUGUGCUGAAGUUGGAAUCAUGGUGGGAUGAUAUGGUCAGGGGAGAUAGAAAGUUGAAGAAAGCUGCUAGCUUUCCGCUCCAACAUCUGAAAGUGGUCGAGUUACUUGGAUACUAUGGUCACAGAAGUGAACUAGAACUUGUUGAAUACUUCCUCGAGAAUACUAUUGUCCUCGAGAAACUUAUAAUUGACCCUCGUGGUCCGCGUAAUCUCAAAUCGCCCAAAAUGCGCAAGGAAAAGAAGCAGGAAAAGUUAGCUAGAAAUUGUGCCAAGCAACAGCUCAGGGGAUUAAUACCUUCACAUGUUGAAUUUUCGAUUCUAUAGCUGCAAACAGCAAAUGCAGCUAAAUUUAGGUUCAUGCACACGAAGUUGUGGUCCUUGGCCUCCGUCAAGAUUUAAGUGUUUAGCUAGCGCUAAUGACACUUGGGUUUGGUUACUCGUUAAUUCCAAAAGGUCCAUAUUUGUUGUGCAGGGUGGAAAUGGAGCACUGGUAGUGGGCUGGAAAUGGAGUGUCUAGAAUCAAGACCUCUCACUUUAUUUAUUUAUUUAUUUUAAAAAAGAAGGUAGAUGGAGAGGUUGUCGAGGACAGGAGUACUUGUAUCAUUCAUAAAUAAUAAUUACAUAGCUGAAUGAAGUGUAAACCAUGAUGGUUCCUACUGACGGUUGACACGUUUGCCUU
This is a messenger RNA of Coffea eugenioides, 1498 nucleotides long. RefSeq names its product putative FBD-associated F-box protein At1g61330. The record is from RefSeq and is a predicted model, not a curated record. The transcript is spliced from 4 exons. NCBI's taxonomy places the organism in Eukaryota, Viridiplantae, Streptophyta, Magnoliopsida, Gentianales, Rubiaceae. The coding region runs from base 1 to 1143 and encodes 380 amino acids.